Messenger RNA from Theobroma umbraticum, 1766 nucleotides. RefSeq names its product bacterial transferase hexapeptide repeat-containing protein (gene LPXA). Gene Ontology annotation, biological process: lipid biosynthetic process. Gene Ontology annotation, molecular function: acyl-[acyl-carrier-protein]-UDP-N-acetylglucosamine O-acyltransferase activity. The record is from RefSeq and is a predicted model, not a curated record. NCBI's taxonomy places the organism in Eukaryota, Viridiplantae, Streptophyta, Magnoliopsida, Malvales, Malvaceae.
AAAACGAAAACGUUAAAAGGUUGAAAAAACGAAAACGUUAAAAGGUUGAAAAAGAUCCGCCAUUGUCGGAGAGCGAGAGUGAGAGCAAGAGCGGCAACCCAUGAGUUCCCUGCUCAAGCUUCGAAAGCCCUUAAGCUCUUCUCUCACCACUCUAUCUUUGCAUCGCUUCUCCUCAACUCUCGACUAUGCUUUUCAGAAUAAAAAGGAGGGUACGAGCUUUAUACACCCAACUGCAAUUGUUCAUCCAAAUGCUGUGAUUGGCCAGGGUGUUUCAAUAGGUCCUUUUUGCACAAUUGGUUCUUCCGCAAAACUAGGAAAUGGAUGUCAGUUGCAUCCUUCAAGCCAUAUUUUUGGAAAUACUGAAUUGGGGAACCACUGCAUUUUGAUGACUGGUGCUGUUGUUGGUGAUGAUCUUCCUGGGCGUACUGUAAUAGGAUGGAACAACAUCAUUGGGCAUCAUGCUGUGGUUGGUAUUAAAUGCCAAGACAUGAAGUAUAAGUCAGGGGAUGAAUGUUUUCUGGAUGUUGGAAACAACAAUGAGAUCAGAGAAUUUACUUCAAUCCAUCGAUCUUCAAAGUCAAGUGAUAUAACGGUUAUUGGUGAUAACAAUCUUAUCAUGGGGUCUUGUCAUAUUGCACAUGACUGCAAAAUUGGUAAUAAUAACAUAUUUGCGAACAAUACUCUCCUUGCAGGCCAUGUCAUUGUGGAGGACCAUGCGCACACUGCAGGAGCAAUUGUUGUUCAUCAGUUUUGUCAUAUUGGCUCAUUUGCUUUCAUUGGUGGUGGAUCUGUGGUUUCACAAGAUGUCCCAAAGUACAUGAUGGUGUCUGGAGAGAGAGCUGAGCUUCGUGGUUUGAAUUUGGAGGGUCUUCGUCGUCGUGGAUUCCUAGUCACAGAGAUUAAGUGUCUGAGAACAGCUUACAGAAAAAUUUUCAUGCCCGGUGACACAAAUUCUAUGGGAUUUGAUGAGCGUCUUGCUGAAGUGGAACAUGAUGAAGAUCUGGGUUGUGUUCCUGCUGUAUCUUCCAUGCUCCAGUCCAUUCGUGAUUCUUUUACUGAAAAUCGUCGUGGAAUAUGCAAAUUCAGACAAUGGAGCAGUUCUUGAGAGCAUUGCUGGAGUGAGUUUCAGUUUAUUUAUUCGCUUUGUGUGUUUGUAUGUGUUUUUCAUUACUAGUUACUUUUUGGUCCUACAUCAAUGGCAUCUAAGAGCUAGAGUGAGAACGUAAGCUAGAUAUCCAUUCAGUUGACAGUGGCUUUAUUGUUUUGGUGUGGAUUCAGUUGAACUUGUUUUUGGGUGCGCUUUCUGCUGAUUUUAUAUGACAAUUGUCACAGUUUCAAGCUUUACAGCACCAGUCCGAGAAAGCUCUGGCUUGUUCCACAGAGGUUUGAUCUGUAGUUCUCAGAUAUAAUACAUAUCCAUUGGUUAAAGCUGCUAUUGGUUCAACCACAUUCAACAACACCUUUGUCAGCCAAUCGGCGGGGAUAUAAUCCGUAUUCUUAUCAAGCAGAUUUCAGCAAUCAUAUUAUUUCUCACGUACGGGUCCUCAUCCUCUAGAAUACAAUUUUGGAAACGAUCUCUGUUACUUUCUUUCCUUACUUUCUUUCAGUUUGUGGAUAUGUACCCCAUGACCAAAAUUUUGCCUGAUUUGGGUUCCAUAACGUUCUGUUUCCAAAGUCGCCUUUUUCUUGAACAUAAAGAAAUGAUGUAUGGUUUGUUGAAGAUAAAUGAAGGGGGCUUCUGCUCUGCAGCUAUCUUAGAGCAUGAA